Messenger RNA from Juglans regia (Persian walnut), 1320 nucleotides. RefSeq names its product protein TORNADO 2-like. NCBI's taxonomy places the organism in Eukaryota, Viridiplantae, Streptophyta, Magnoliopsida, Fagales, Juglandaceae. The transcript has 2 exons. Gene Ontology annotation, cellular component: plasmodesma; plasma membrane. Bases 191 to 1000 code for a protein of 269 amino acids. The record is from RefSeq and is a predicted model, not a curated record. Gene Ontology annotation, biological process: auxin-activated signaling pathway.
AUCCAAGGUGAGAGCAACAAAAAGCUUUGGCGGUGGGCGUGGAUGACAGAAGCUUUAUUAUAAAGCUAAGCGCGCUCUCUCUCUCUGUCUCUCUCUUCCCUGUCCUUUCAUGUUCCUUAUCAAUAGAUCUUCGACAAAGAAUCAAAACUCACAUUAAUAUCUCCUAAUAAGUUAGGAAUCUCCGAUCAAUAUGGCAUUAAGCAAUAAUAUCAUCGGAGCCAUCAACUUCGUUGCCGUGCUCCUUUCAAUCCCAGUCAUUGGAGCGGGAAUCUGGCUCGCCACAGAACCAGACAAUUCCUGUGUGAAAAUCUUGCAAUGGCCUGUCAUCAUUCUCGGGAUAUUGAUCUUGGUUGUGGCACUAGCAGGCUUUGUUGGAGGGGUCUGGAGAGUCCCAUGGCUCCUUAUAUUCUACCUCGUCGCCAUGCUUAUUCUGAUAAUAUUGCUUGCCUGUUUGGUGGUUUUCAUCUACAUGGUCACCAUGAGGGGCUCCGGCCACCUUGAACCGAGUCGGGCUUACUUGGAAUAUCAUCUUGAGGAUUUUUCAGGAUGGCUUCGUCGAAGGGUUAGGAGUUCUUAUAAAUGGGAAGGCAUAAGGAACUGUCUUAGUUCAACACCUAUGUGUGCUGAGUUGAACCAGAGUUAUAGCAUGGCUCAGGAUUUCUUUAAUGCACAUCUUAACCCAUUACAGUCGGGAUGCUGUAAGCCACCGACCCAAUGCGGGUACACAUUCGUGAAUCCAACCUACUGGAUAAGUCCCAUUGCCAUGGCAGCGGACAUGGAUUGCGUGCAAUGGAACAACGACCAGACCCAACUUUGCUACAACUGUGAUUCAUGCAAAGCCGGAUUAUUGGCUAAUCUAAGGAAAGAGUGGAGGAGAGCAAAUAUUAUAUUGCUCAUAACUCUAGUGGCUUUGAUAUGUGUAUAUUUGAUAGGGUGUUGUGCUUUCAGGAAUGCCAAAACUGAGGACCUCUUUCGCAGAUACAAGCAAGGUUAUGUGUGAGAUCAGACGAAUACAAUAUGGAUGAGUAGCCCUGAUAAAUUAAUUAGCUCGACUACUGGAGCGAAUGGCACUUUGGAUGUUUUCACGACUUUUUUUUUUUUUUUUCCUUCUUUUCUUGUCAUUUAGCUGCAUUUCAUGUCUUGGGUUUGAUGAUAUGAUUAGUGUUGAAAAAUGAACAAAGUUGUCAAGAGCUGUGCGUGAUUUGCGGAGGGCACCGAAAGCUGAUAGUAGAUAUAUAGCUUUGUUGAAGUUAAAAGUACAAACGUGGUUACUGUUGGAAGGGCGAGGCGAUCCUUUUUAUGGAGGGUUUUCACUUUUCA